GGAAGUGUCUGCGUGAUGACGUCAUCGCCGACCUUCCUUCUUUUCUAACCCUAACCCGGGAUUGUUUUAGUCCUUGAUGUUCUGUAGCAGGUUGACACAUCAUGGCGUUCUUCACUCACCAGAUCCGCAAAGGUUUCUCGUCUUCAGCUGUCAGGAAUGUCGUUAUUAAGCAUGUAACGAUCAUCGGAGGUGGGCAGAUGGGUGCAGGAAUAGCACAGGUUGCUGCAUCAACUGGCCACUCUGUGACUCUGGUGGAUACAAAUGAGGACAUCCUUAAAAAGGCUGUCAAAGGAAUUGAAGGGAACCUUAAAAGAGUGGUCAAGAAGAAGUUUGCUGAUAAGCCAGAGGCAGGGGAAGAGUUCAUCCAGAAAACCCUGCAGAACGUGUCAACCUCGACAGAUGCCGGAUCUGUAGUUCAGGGCUCGGAUCUCGUGUUGGAGGCCAUUGUGGAAAAUCUUAAAAUCAAACAGGAUCUCUUUGGUGGUCUUGACAAGCUGGCUCCAAUACACACCAUAUUUGCCAGCAACACAUCCUCCCUGCCCAUCAGCGACAUCGCCAGCUCUACCAACAGGCUGGACAGAUUCGGCGGCCUUCACUUCUUCAACCCGGUCCCAGUGAUGAAGCUUGUAGAGGUCAUUGCAACCUCCGCAACAAGCCAAGAAACCUUCGAUUCCCUCCUGAACUUCAGCAAAAAACUAGGAAAAACAUCAGUGUCCUGCAAGGAUACACCAGGAUUCAUUGUAAACCGCCUACUCCUUCCCUACAUCAUGGAGGUCAUCCGGAUGUAUGAGAGAGGUGAUGGAUCCAAAGAGGACAUUGAUAUUGCCAUGAAACUUGGUUGUGGUUAUCCCAUGGGACCCUUUGAGCUUGCAGACUAUGUAGGACUAGACACUAUAAAGUUCAUCAUGGAUGGAUGGUCUGCAGCAAAUCCAGACAACCCGGUCUUUGCACAGAGCGAGUUGCUGACAAAGUUGGUUGCGGAGGGCAAAUUGGGCAAAAAGACAGGAGAAGGAUUCUACAAGUACAAGUGAUUUAGUUCCACAAUGUUGCUAGUUCUGUGGGGAAGGACGUCACUGUGAAACUAAUCAGAACUUCAGAAAAUAAGCCAUCCAACAUGGACAGAUGUGAAUGGAAAUAGAAAAAGUGCCUGUGCCUUCUAUAAUAAAGGUUGACUUUUGUCUCAGUCCAUUUUCUUAUGGACGUCCACUGAA
Messenger RNA from Etheostoma cragini (Arkansas darter), 1211 nucleotides. RefSeq names its product hydroxyacyl-CoA dehydrogenase (gene hadh). NCBI's taxonomy places the organism in Eukaryota, Metazoa, Chordata, Actinopteri, Perciformes, Percidae. Gene Ontology annotation, cellular component: mitochondrion. Gene Ontology annotation, molecular function: NAD+ binding; (3S)-3-hydroxyacyl-CoA dehydrogenase (NAD+) activity. The transcript has 8 exons. The record is from RefSeq and is a predicted model, not a curated record. Gene Ontology annotation, biological process: fatty acid beta-oxidation. The coding region runs from base 102 to 1031 and encodes 309 amino acids.